Molecule: messenger RNA, 519 nt
Organism: Cucurbitaria berberidis CBS 394.84
Lineage: Eukaryota; Fungi; Ascomycota; Dothideomycetes; Pleosporales; Cucurbitariaceae
Exons: 2
Coding region: 1-519 (172 amino acids)
Biological process (GO): protein localization to plasma membrane; eisosome assembly
Cellular component (GO): eisosome; plasma membrane
Source: RefSeq, a predicted model, not a curated record
AUGGCGAAUCCACUUGUGAACUUUGUCAUCCGCGGGUUCCAGUUCCUUUUCGCCAUUGUCAUUCUCGGACUGUCGGUGUCUUUGAUCCGUCAUCAUCACUGGGGAAACUUACCUGCUACACUCGGCUUCGCAGCAUUCGUAGCAGGUGUAUCGAUCUUGGGCGCUUUUGUAGGCAUAGCUGCGACUUGGGUAUCAAUGCUAGAUGGCGCUGUUGGGCUGAUCAUCGAUGGCGUUGUGGCGGUCAUCAAUGCUGCGGGAGGCAUCGCCAUGGCGGUAAAAUUAAAUGGCGUUCAGUGCAAAGUUGAGGGAAGCGAUGAUAACAGUCUAAAAAUGAUUGAAAACAACAUGCUCAACGGAGGGUGCUUAUCGAAAUCCAUCUGCUACUGGUACACUGAGCCAUUGAAGAUCCUCUCGCUCUGCAAAGUUAGCCAGGCGGAUACCGUUUUCAUGUUUCUCACCGUCUUUCUGCUUGCCGUAUCGGCCGUUUUCACGUUUCUGCGCAUGAGGAAGGGUUACUAG